AAUGUUCAGUCAUUUGUGUGGUAAAAACUCUCUCUUGAGUUCUAUACCCAAUUUCACCAAGCGAUUUAUAUGUAAAAGUCGACCAAUGGCCAAUAGUAGAUUUGAUUACGUUCGAAAUUUUGAGCAAAAUGAUUCGAUAUUGCCGAAUUGUUGGAUUGUGGUUCGCAUUGACGGUAAAGCAUUUCACAAGUUUACGCAAAAGCAUGAUUUUAACAAACCCAACGAUGACAACGGUUUGAAUUUAAUGAGUUAUGCUGCCGUUCAGGUUUUGAAGGAGUUCAAUGAGAUUGUGUUGGCAUUCGGUCAAAGUGACGAGUAUUCAUUCAUAUUUCAUAAAACCGCCGAUGUGUAUAGUCGAAGAGCGAGCAAAAUUGUGACGUGUGUCAAUAGUUUAUUCACAUCAUCUUAUGUAUUUCAUUGGGGGAAAUUCUUCGAAGAGAAACAAUUGCUGUAUCCGCCAAGUUUUGAUGCACGAAUCGUUCUCUAUCCAAGCGACGAGAAUUUACGUGAUUAUCUGAGUUGGCGACAAGCCGAUACACAUAUAAAUAAUCUUUAUAACACAGUUUUCUGGAAAUUGGUACUCGAAGGAGGUCGAACGAAUACGGAGGCUCAAAAGGAUCUUUCCGGCACGUAUUCAUCGGACAAGAAUGAAAUUCUUUUUUCACGCUUCGGCAUCAAUUACAAUAAUCUACCUCAGAUGUAUCGAAAGGGAACGAUUUUGCUGCGGAAAAAUGUUGAAGUUCCGAAAUUAAACGGGUAUCAAACUCAGUUAAUCGUUCCAUUCUUUACGGAUUUGAUACAAGACAAGUUUUGGAUCGAACAUCCGGAAAUACUGACUAAGGAUAAAUCACAAAAUUAUGAAUUAGACGAUGAACAAUUGAACCAUCCCAUUAUGCAAAAGCAAUUUGAUAUUGUACAUAAACGAAAAAAUAAUAACAAGUGACUGGAGGGUUGUUGGCAAUAAAACGCAUGCUGUUUUGUUAUGAAAGUUUUUAUUUUACA
Molecule: messenger RNA, 1002 nt
Organism: Contarinia nasturtii (swede midge)
Lineage: Eukaryota; Metazoa; Arthropoda; Insecta; Diptera; Cecidomyiidae
Gene: THG
Product: probable tRNA(His) guanylyltransferase
Exons: 2
Coding region: 2-943 (313 amino acids)
Biological process (GO): tRNA modification
Molecular function (GO): magnesium ion binding; tRNA guanylyltransferase activity
Source: RefSeq, a predicted model, not a curated record